ACUCAUGUUGAAAACAUACACGACAUAUUUGUGUUAUAUUUCGUCCUAACCAUACAGAUGACAUACGCCGAGAUAAAAGAUGUAUGUCAGUGUCACGAUCGUUCUUCGAUAAAGAAUCUCAUUCGUUUAAUUCAAAGACCGAGUGAAUAAACUCAGUCUUCGAGUUUGUUCAAUUUUACGUAAUAGAGUUCAAGCUUCAUGAUACGAUUUUUUUUACGAGGAGAUAAUGAAUGUAGUUAUCUCCUUCGUAACUCCUAAGUCUUGCUAUUAUCGCUAAUCGUCAUAUAUUUACGCGAUUGAUAAAGCGAAACGUGCACGGUGUAAAGAAGAAGAAGAAGAAGAAGAAGAAGAAGAAGAAGAAGACAACAAUUACGACAACGAUUACGAAGGUGGGGAAGGGACGGAGCAGAGGACAGUAAAAAGUAUAUAGGUAGAGUCGGCCAGUUACGGUGUCACAUCAUUGUCGCAAUUGCAAUUCGCUCAAGAAUACAAUCGCCGUCACCUGCUGCAAAAUCCAUCGUCCGUAGAAUCGUUCGUAAAAAUCGCCGGUGCAUCGUUCGCGACAAUGGCCAAAAUAAAGACGGGUCCAGUUGUCGACAUCCUUGGAGAUGAAAUGACACGCAUCAUAUGGGAGUCAAUCAAGGAGAAACUCAUUCUGCCCUACUUAGACAUUGAGCUGCAUACGUAUGACUUGGGUAUCGAAAAUCGGGAUAAAACAAAUGACAAUGUGACAGUGGAAUGCGCGGAGGCAAUAAAACGUUAUAACGUCGGCAUUAAAUGCGCAACCAUUACGCCUGAUGAAAAACGUAUGGAGGAGUUCAAGUUGAAGCAAAUGUGGAAGAGUCCUAAUGGCACCAUUAGAAAUAUCUUGGGCGGCACGGUGUUUCGCGAAGCGAUCAUCUGCAAGAAUAUACCGCGUCUGGUGGUAGGUUGGAAAGAGCCGAUCAUCAUCGGCAGGCACGCGCACGCCGAUCAGUACAAGGCAACAGAUUUCGUAGUACCAGGCCCAGGCAAACUGGAAAUCAUAUGGACUGGCGAUUCUGGCGAAAAGAUUCAAUACACCGUCUACGACUUUAAGGGUCCCGGUAUCGCACAGGCUCAAUAUAACACUGAUGAGAGCAUAUGUGCGUUUGCUCACAGCUCAUUCCAGUAUGCGCUGGCGCGAAAUUAUCCACUUUAUCUGUCUACGAAGAAUACGAUUCUCAAGAAGUACGAUGGUCGCUUCAAGGACAUAUUCCAGGAGAUCUAUGAUAAAGAAUACAAGCAGAAAUUCGAGGCGAAGAAGCUGUGGUAUGAGCAUCGGCUGAUCGAUGAUAUGGUGGCGUAUGCUAUGAAGUCUGAAGGCGGUUUUGUAUGGUCGUGUAAAAACUAUGACGGAGAUGUGCAAUCCGACUCGGUGGCACAAGGCUAUGGCUCUUUAGGUAUGAUGACCUCGGUUCUCUUAUGUCCGGACGGUCGCACGAUCGAGGCUGAGGCUGCUCAUGGUACCGUCACCCGCCACUAUCGUCAGUAUCAACAGGGUAAAGAAACAUCCACGAAUCCGAUUGCUUCCAUCUUUGCGUGGACACGUGGACUGCUGCAUCGCGCCAAGCUCGAUAACAACGUGCGUUUGAAACACUUUGCUGAAACACUGGAGAAAGUCUGCAUAGACACCAUCGAGUCUGGUUAUUUCACCAAGGAUCUCGCAAUAUGCAUCAAGGGUAUGGAUAAGGUCACCAGGGCUGAUUACAUGGAGACUUUCGAGUUUAUGAACAAACUCGCCGACAAUCUGAAGAAGCAACUUACGGCGUGACUCGUUAUUCACGAUGAAAAAUACAUGAGCCUACAAGCCAAGUAUUAAGUUGUUACAUGCAUUACAAAAGAAACAAAGUAAUCUUUUUCUUAUGUGGUUAUGGGAAAUAGAAAACUUUACAAUAAAUUCGUAAUAUAUUUAUAUAAUUACAUUACAUAUAUAUAAAUCUUUCUGUUGCCAUAGUCAAAUCGGUUCCGCGUUAUGCAUUAUAUUUGUGCUUGAUUUAUUUUAGAAAUGUUAAUCAAACUAUCGUUUCGUUGGUAAAACGCGCGAACAAAUCGAUUAUUUAUAUUUUUCUCGUGCUUGCACGUUUUAUAUUGAUUUUAUAUAUAUAUAUAUAUAUAUAUAUAUAUAUAUAUAUAUAUAUAUAUAUAUAUACAUACAUACAUAUAAAAGGUGCAAACACGCGCAAGGUUUGCCAAUGAUUGACUUAAUUUUUCAGUUUGACGAAAUAGGAAUGAUAAACUACACAUUUUCGAUAUUAUUAAAUCAAAAUUAAUCAUAUACAAUUAAUAACAUAUAUUAUAUUUUAAUAUAAAUUGUCGCCAAUAUUGUGGUGACAUUUUAGAAAAUUUAUACAUUUUUUUAAUACCAGAAUUGAUCACAUAUAAAAUAUAUAUAAUAUUAUAAUUAUAUACAUUUUUUUCUUCAAUUAUAACAGGUUGUACACACAUUAAUUUAGAUAGUGCAAUUUACUCGACUGAUGAUAUUAAACGAGUGUAAUAAUUUUUAAAUUUGAAAUUAAAUUUUGAGGAAAUUAAAAA
This is a messenger RNA of Cataglyphis hispanica, 2556 nucleotides long. RefSeq names its product isocitrate dehydrogenase [NADP] cytoplasmic (gene Idh). Bases 566 to 1792 code for a protein of 408 amino acids. Gene Ontology annotation, cellular component: peroxisome; mitochondrion; cytosol. The transcript has 3 exons. Gene Ontology annotation, biological process: isocitrate metabolic process. Gene Ontology annotation, molecular function: NAD binding; isocitrate dehydrogenase (NADP+) activity; magnesium ion binding. Lineage: Eukaryota; Metazoa; Arthropoda; Insecta; Hymenoptera; Formicidae. The record is from RefSeq and is a predicted model, not a curated record.